Oncorhynchus gorbuscha (pink salmon) is the source of this 2011-nucleotide messenger RNA. RefSeq names its product zinc finger protein with KRAB and SCAN domains 8-like. Bases 214 to 1437 code for a protein of 407 amino acids. The record is from RefSeq and is a predicted model, not a curated record. The transcript is spliced from 3 exons. Lineage: Eukaryota; Metazoa; Chordata; Actinopteri; Salmoniformes; Salmonidae.
UUAAACAACAGCUCGUCAGCCAUCUCGGAAAUCAAAAAUAGCUGAAACAUUAAAGCUCUCUUUAACGCUUUCUGGUAUAUUAGCCACGGUGUUUCGACACAUUUAUGUCAUCUAGUUAGUUAUCACAAUUAAUGUAAUAUUUACGUUGUUGUUUUUGGUCAGCUAGCUGGCUGGUUGAGUUAGCAUUAGCCUAGCUAGCUAACAUCUCCGACCAUGAGGUCACUGAGCUGCUCUCCUCUUAAAGAAGUGAAAGAGGAGGAGGAGGAGGAGGCUGUUACAGUGAAACAAGAAGAGGAAGACGUUUCAGUGAAAGAAGAGGAAGACGCGUUCAGAGUGAAAGAGGAGGAUGAGGAUGUUACAGUAAAAGAAGAGGAUGAAGAGAUGGACAUUUCAGUGAAAGAAGAGGAAGAAGCGUUCCGAGUGAAAAAGGAGGAGGAUGUUAAGGUGAAAGAGGAGGAAGAGAAAGAGGAGGAUACCGUUUUUGCAAUGAAGGAGGAAGGAGAGAUAACUGUCAUACUGGAGGAGGAAGAGGAUGAGAUUGGAGAUCUGAUUAACACCAGAGAGACACGUGACAAUCGUGGAUCCUCUGGGGAGCCUCAACGACAUCAUGACGCUGACGAGGCAGAGGAGAGUCUCUCCGCAUCAGAACACCUCAAGAAACACCAGCGGAGACCCAAAACGAAAACUCACUGCUGCUCUGACUGUGGGAAAGGUUACAAAUAUUCAUCAGCUCUUAAAAAACACCAGAGGUUCCACACCGGAGAGAAAGUAUACCACUGCUCAGACUGUGGGAGGAGGUUUACUUCCUCAGUCGGAAUGCAAUUACAUCAGAGAACCCACACCGGAGAGAAACCGUACCACUGCUCAGAUUGCGGGAUGGGUUUUACUACCUCAUGUAGACUGAUAUCACAUCAGAGAAUCCACACUGGAGAGAAACCAUACAUAUGCUCUGACUGUGGGAUGAGUUUUACAACCUCAGGUGGAAUGAUAUCACACCAGAGAGUACACACGGAGAAGACUUUUGCUGCCCGGACAGCCCUGGCUACUCACAAACGAAUCCACACUAGGGAGAAACCGUUUCACUGCUCCGACUGUGGAAUGAGCUAUAUUACCUUCAGCGGCCUGAAAACACACCAGGCUAAACAUACCGGGGAGAAACCGUAUAGCUGUGAUGUAUGUGGGGAUAGUUUUUCUCUCUCCACAACCCUAUCUAUUCAUAAACGAAUACACACAGGUGAGAAACCUUACCACUGCCUUGACUGUGGAAUUAGCUUUUCUGCCUCAAGUGGCCUGAGAAGACACCAGAGAAAACAUACAGGAGAGAAGCCUUAUAGCUGUGAUCAGUGUGGGAAGGGUUUUCUUCGAUCAGACUCCCUGGCAAAACACAAGGCAAGAGCCACAGAGUGUGGAAUGAUCUCCAAUACUCGACCUGGGUAGUAGAACAGAGUGUGGAAUGAUCUAUUUGUGAUAACUUUUGAUGUGUGUGUGUGUGUGUGUGUGUGUGUGUGUGUGUGUGUGUGUGUGUGUGUGUGUGUGUGUGUGUGUGUGUGUGUGUGUGUGUGUGUGUGUGUGUGUGUGUGUGUGUGUUCAACUUGUAUUUAAAAAUCCUACCACUUUUGAUUGAUCUAAUAUCUAUUGAUCACAAUUUAAAUGUUGUAAAUGGUGGAACAUUUAUAGAAAAUGUUAUAGAUGGAGCAUCAGCACAAUAAAUGUGAUGUUUUGGUGUAGUUGGAGACCCUAGAAGCUUUCACAUUCCAGAUGUUGCUGCAUACUAACAGAAAAAUGAGUUUCUAAUAUCAUGUAGCCUCCGACUCCAAGUUUCACUGGCGUUGCUCUCCAAAAGCCUGAGGAAGUUCAUGUUGGAAAAGUAGGUAUGAAAGCAUCACGAUGCUGGCUGAUUGGCUGAGAGUAUACUCCAUUUUUCCAAAUCAACCAUCUUUUACACCCCCUCUUCAGAAACAGAGUAAGCUAAGAAAACUCAUUUCAGUCUUCUAGAAACCCUGGGACCCUA